Molecule: messenger RNA, 1321 nt
Organism: Cokeromyces recurvatus
Lineage: Eukaryota; Fungi; Mucoromycota; Mucoromycetes; Mucorales; Mucoraceae
Product: SCO1/SenC-domain-containing protein
Exons: 3
Coding region: 26-868 (280 amino acids)
Biological process (GO): intracellular copper ion homeostasis; mitochondrial respiratory chain complex IV assembly
Cellular component (GO): mitochondrial inner membrane
Molecular function (GO): copper chaperone activity; copper ion binding
Source: RefSeq, a predicted model, not a curated record
UUUUUUUUUUAAGAAAAAGAAAUAAAUGUCACUAUUAACGAAAUUAACAAAACCGAUUCUCGCAAAACAAUGUUCAACUAAACCACAAGUAACAUUAACAACAAAGAGAUGGUUGACAUUAACAACUAAUACAAAUAGAGCAUAUCAAACACAAUUAAAAAAUAAACGUCAUUAUUCUUCUACACAGAGAUCCCCUUCUUCUUCUUCUUCUUCUCCUAAGAUCUUUACUUGGAAGUCAGCAGUUGUAUUAGGUUUAACAGCUGUAGGUCUCGUAAUAUACUUUAAAAACGAAAAAGAAAAACUUAAAACACUACGUGCUAAACGUGAACGUGAUAAGAUUCGAAAACUGGGUCGACCCGCUAUUGGUCAGGAACCAUUCGAACUCUUUAAUGUCAACCAGGGCAAACGAAUGACAUCUAAGGAAAUCCUGCAAGGACAUUUUUCAUUGGUUUAUUUUGGAUUUACACAUUGUCCUGAUAUUUGUCCUGAAGAAUUAGACAAAAUGGCCGAGGUUGUGGAAGAAGUUAAAGAAGUAGUCCCUAUCUUUAUUACAGUUGACCCCUUACGUGAUACCGAGGAAUUAGUUAAAGAAUAUGUACAAGACUUUCAUCCAAACAUGAUUGGACUGAUAGGAGACGCAGAAGAAUUGAAAAGAGUAGCUAGAUCAUACCGUGUUUAUUCUUAUACUCCACCUAACGUUACCCCUGAAGAUGAUUAUUUAGUGGAUCAUUCCAUCUUUAUUUAUUUAAUAGAUCCAAAGGGACGAUUUGUAGAUUGUUAUGCAAGAGAUACUUCUUCUGAGGAAGUAGUAGCUAGUGUAAAGAAUUAUAUCCAAGACUAUCUUCAAGAUGAAAAACAAAAGAAAUAAUGAUAAUAAUAAAAUAUAUAAUCAUGUUUAUUAAUAAUUUCCUAAAGUAUUACUUCGAUUUAAACAUGGCUUAUGCUGUACAUGAUGAUGAUUUAUUGUAGAACGAUGUCUUGGAGGUGGUGGCAAUGGAGAUGAUACAACGGGCACUGAAGUAAUAACGAUUGAUAAAUCACUUUUAUCUUUACUAAUGUCUGUGUAUAAACAAAAUUAAUCAUGUAAUUGUGAAAGGACGUAUUUUUCUUUAAAUACAAUUACUUUCUUCCUCUUCUUCUUUUAUUGAUUGAUAAAUAUAGCUACUAUGUCUUCUAUGUAAAACAGUCUUAUUCUCUUCUUCUUGUCUAUGUUUCUUUUUUUUAAUUGUCAUCAACUUUUUAAUCUUUUGUGAAAUUGAUAUUAGUCCACUAUUGUUGUUAUCCAUUGACGAAAUCAAAGGAAAGAAAGAAAAAAAAAAAA